AUGCAAGAUAUGAACUCUCUCUUAAACUCUUCACCUUCCUCCCAACUCUCUCUCCAAGACCACCACCACCUUCAACAACAAUCUCACUCUCACUCCCAUUCUCAUUCAAGGCCACACCUCCAUAACUCUCACUCUCAGAUGCAUCCUCAAAUUACUUCCCCCUCCGCCGCUCACUUCGACUCCGCUUCCCACGACGACUUCCUCGAGCAAAUGCUCUCCACCCUCGGCCCCUCGUCCUGCUCCUGGGCCGACGACACGCCGCCCUCCAACUCCGACAAUGUCGUCUUCACUUACGAUGACUCCGCCAACCUCGCCACCAAGUUCCGCAGCCAGCAGAUCAGCGCCGGAGCCGGUGCCUCCAAAUCCGCUUCCGCCUCCGCCGCAGCUGCCGCCGCCAUGAUGCUCCAGCACCAGCUCAUGAUGUCCAGAUCAACGUCCGCCGACUCUGGCUUCGUUCCCAUGGCCUUGUCUUUGGGCAACGGAGACUUUGACCGCUCCAACAACGACGUCGUCGAGGGUUCCUCCUCCUUUAAAUCUCCCAAUCCUGUGGGAGGUGAGGGGGCUUCUUCUGUUCAAGCCCUGUUCAAUGGGUUCUCUGGAUCACUGCAUGGGGGGGCUACUACUCAGUCUCCCAAUCAGCAUUUUCACCAACCUCAGGGAGGCUCGCUGCAGGCACAGAACUAUGGAGGUCCAGGGGCGGCGAUGAACCAAGGUCCGGCGAGUGGCUCGGGUGGGGGCGGGGGUGCACCCGCACAACCCAGACCCAGAGUCAGGGCGAGGAGAGGCCAAGCCACUGACCCACACAGCAUCGCUGAAAGAUUACGGAGAGAGAGAAUCGCAGAGAGAAUGAAGGCUCUGCAGGAGCUGGUUCCCAAUGCCAACAAGACAGACAAAGCUUCAAUGCUGGAUGAGAUCAUCGAUUAUGUCAAAUUCCUCCAGCUCCAAGUCAAGGUUCUGAGCAUGAGCAGGUUGGGCGGUGCAGCUGCUGUUGCUCCUCUUGUUGCUGAUGUGUCCUCUGAGGGAGGCGGUGACUGUAUCCAGGCCAGUGCCAAUGGCGGGACCCGCGGCCGGAGUUCUAACGGCAACCAAACGGCCUCCUCAUCUAACGACAACAGCAUGACGGUCACGGAGCACCAAGUUGCCAAGCUCAUGGAGGAAGACAUGGGAUCCGCCAUGCAGUACCUCCAGGGCAAGGGUCUAUGCCUCAUGCCCAUUUCCUUGGCAACCGCCAUCUCCACUGCCACGUGUCACACCAGGAACCCCCUCAUCCACAACAACCACAACAAUAAUAAUGCGGUCAUGGCAUCCAACGGUGGCGAAGGGCCCUCCUCUCCCAGCAUGUCGGUGUUGACCGUCCAGUCAGCCACGAUGGGUAACGGUGGGGUCGACGGUUCCGUUAAGGACGCGACCUCCGUCUCCAAGCCCUGA
This is a messenger RNA of Prunus armeniaca (apricot), 1428 nucleotides long. Lineage: Eukaryota; Viridiplantae; Streptophyta; Magnoliopsida; Rosales; Rosaceae. The record is from the annotation of a GenBank genome assembly.